Rhea pennata is the source of this 1654-nucleotide messenger RNA. It is a transcript of the gene TCHP, whose product is annotated as trichoplein keratin filament binding. The annotation marks the transcript as partial. Gene Ontology annotation, biological process: apoptotic process. The record is from RefSeq and is a predicted model, not a curated record. Lineage: Eukaryota; Metazoa; Chordata; Aves; Rheiformes; Rheidae. Gene Ontology annotation, cellular component: keratin filament. The transcript is spliced from 12 exons.
CUGCCGCCGGCGGGCCGGGCCCUGGAGGGGCAGCGGGCGCGGCAGCGCGAGCAGGCGGCGCGCAGCCGCCUGCAGUGGGAGCGGGCCAGCCGCUACUUCGCCCACGCCGGGCUCUGCAGCGCCAAGCAGGCCCAGUGGAGCUCGCCGCGCGGCCUCCCGCUGAGCGCGGAGGCGGCGCGGCGGGAGGCGGCGGCGGCGGCGGCGCGGCUGGAGCAGCGGCGCGCUCGGCUGCGGCGGCUGCUGGGCGAGGAGCGGGAGGCGCUGGCGGCCGAGCUGCGGGAGCUGCGGCGCGGCCGGGCGCCGGGCCCCGCCGGCAUGCGGCAGCGGAGCGAGGAGCUGCGGGCGGCCCGGGAGCAGCGGCGGCGGCAGGUUGCUGAGGAGCUGCUGUAUGAACACUGGAGGAGGAACAAUGCUGAACUCCAGGAGAUUGAGUCAGAGCUGCACAAGAAGCAUGUAAUAAACGCUUGGGGUGAUCAGCUAAUGCAGAAAAAGCAGCAAGAAGCAACUGAACGAGAAGAGAAAAAACGAUAUGAGAAUGAAUAUGAAAUUGCGCGGAGGGAAGCACUGGAAAGAAUGAGACAAGAGGAAGAAAAGCGUCGACUGGAAGAGAAGAAGCAAGCAGAGACGUUACUUCAACAAAUAAAAGAACUGAAAUUACAGGAGACAGAGGCAACAAAACUGAAGAAAGAACAAGAGAAUUUAAUAAAGCAGAAGUGGGAGCUGGAGAACUUAGAAGAAGAAAGGAAACAAAUGGAAGAGCACCGGAAGAAGAUAGAGCUUGGUCGCUUUUUGAGGCAUCAGUGUAACGCUCAAUUAAAAAGACGAGCCCAGCAGAUACAAGAGGAGCUGGAAACAGACAGGCAAAUUUUAUCAGCCCUCCUUGAGAAAGAAGAUGAGGAUCAGCGUCUCCAGUCUGCAAGACGAGAACGGGCUGUUGCAGAUGUUGCCUGGAUGAAACGUGUCAUUGAGGAACAACUCCAAUUAGAAAAGGAGAGAGAAGCAGAGCUGCAGAUUAUUUUUAGAGAAGAAGCUAAAAAAGUAUGGGAAAAGAGGGAAGAAGAAUGGGAAAGAGAAAAGAAGGCCAGAGAUCGUCUGAUGAGUGAGGUCCUUGCAGGCAGACAGCGCCAGAUCCAAGAAAAGAUGGAGUUAAACAGACGGGCUCAAGAAGAGUCUGUAAAGUAUCGAGAGCAACUGAUUAAAGAACUUGAGGAGGCCAAAGAACUGACUAGGCGAGAGAGAGAGCAAGAAGCGGAAUUAAAGACAGCUCGUAAACAGGAGCUGGAAGCGCAGCUGACAGAACGCCACUUACAAGAACAAGAAGAGCAGCAGCACCAGAGAGAGGAAGAAGAAGAAGAGAGAUUAAUAAAGCAGCACUGUGAGGAGUUAGUGCAGCAAGAGGCCAAGCGCAUGGCUGAGCAAGGAUAUCGCAACAGGCUCUACAGUCAUCCAAAAGCAGCAUGGACCUGAAGAUUCCUGUCCUUUAUACUUGAGGAAUGAGCACUAAAUGAAUUUGGAUACUGCAAAAAGAAAAUUUUGAAGAAUGAAGAAACUCCUUAUAUAAUGAUGGUUUUGGAAUAGUGUACAAUGACUCUAAGACUAAGUGGUGUAUAAAUAAGAUAUUUGAAAAUAAAGAUCAAAUUUCCUUUGGCUCCAA